Molecule: messenger RNA, 1536 nt
Organism: Tilletiopsis washingtonensis
Lineage: Eukaryota; Fungi; Basidiomycota; Exobasidiomycetes; Entylomatales
Exons: 1
Coding region: 1-1536 (511 amino acids)
Source: RefSeq, a predicted model, not a curated record
AUGACCGCGUCGGCCUCCUUCCUCGAUCGGGCGCUGUACACGUUGAAGGAGCUUCGCCUCGAUCUCGUCGUCAACUGGGAGGUCAUCACCACGGAUGAGCUCCUCGCUCUGCCGUGGGUGCAUCCGCUGUGGGGCUACGACUGGCCCGCAAUGGUGCUGCGCGACGCCGCGUACUCUUUCCGUUCCGUCGCGAACUUCCUCUCGAUAGCCGACGUGCUAUGGUACCGCGGCUACGAGGAUGGCGGCUACGACGCUUGGAGAAAAUGGUGCUUCUACUCGCUGCCGAUCACGCCCCCUUCACCUCGCGGCAUCGACUUCAACUACCGUCGCUCGAGACUUGGACCUGCGAAUCCGCGCGUCUUCAAACUCGCGGCCGGAACGCUCAAGAAGUCGCAUUGGAACGCCUUUUGGCGCAACAUGCACCCGAGAGCGCGCGAGCUCCUCACCGCCGCGGUGAUCUCGUACGGCCCGCACGACGAUUGGGCAGGCACGCACCGCGGCGUGCGCUCGCAUGAUCGGCCCCUUCGGCAUCUCGACGCUGCGCACUACCUCUUCCCGUGGCGCUUUGCGACGUUCGCCGGCGUCCCCCUCGCGGAGUACACGGUCCGCAAGGGCCGCACGUUCCUCGCCGAAGCGGGAGCUCGCACCGCGAUCGUCCCAGACUGGGACCUCAAGGGCGCAGCGGGAACGGCGGACGUGUGGCAGCGCACCUGGACGUCAUCGCGUGCGCUGCCCGUCUCGCCAGCGGCGCUGAGUGACCUGUGGGUCUGCCUGCACCGGCGAUGCUGGCUCUCGCAGAUACACCUGCGACGCGCCAACUAUGCGGACCGCGUCGAGCACGACGACAAAGACGACGACGCUCUGCUCCUGCCAGAGACUGCCGACGAGGACGACGCCUCCUCGGACAUCGACGUCCAAGAGGCGCUGGCAGCUGGCCUGGACCGUCUCGACGACCACGACGAUGACGAGGACGUCGGCGACGAGGAUGACAUCGUCGAAGCCGAACGACUCGAGCCAGAAGCAGGCGAGCCCGUGGCACCUGUGCCAGAACCGCCGCGCGUCGCCGACGUCAUCUCCGUACCUCGGCAGACGGACGACGAGAUCCUGCGGCGCGACUACCGCCUCGGCACCUGCCCAAUGCGCCGCUGCGCUGCUCCCGACAGCGUCGCACACGGCUACGUCCAGUGCCCUGAGGUCCGGACUGUCUGGCUUCACGCGCUUCGCGUGCUCGACGAGCUGGCACCGGGGACCUUCCUGGCGUCGCCGUUCCGCACCGAGGACGUGAUCCACGCCUGGCGAACACCACGUCGCCAAGAUGUUGUGCCGCAUCCGGAGCGCGUGGCGCUGUGGCAAGCCGUUGUCAUCCACGUCAUCAGUCGGCGUCGGCACGCCGCAAUUGCUGCCUCCGCGCAAGCGUCGCAGCGGAAGGUCAUCGAUCUCUCCGACCGCGACGACGGCCUCAACCGCGAGAUCCGACACGAGCUCAUCAGCGGCCUUCUGCGCCAGCUUGAUGCAGCGGUGCCCGGCAGUUGUUGA